Molecule: messenger RNA, 447 nt
Organism: Clunio marinus
Lineage: Eukaryota; Metazoa; Arthropoda; Insecta; Diptera; Chironomidae
Source: the annotation of a GenBank genome assembly
AUGCAAAUUUUUGUCGAUCAUAAUGGCAAAAUGAAUAUAGAAUUGAUGAUGCGAAAUACAUCAGUUUUGCAUUUAGCAUCUGUAGAAGUAUCAAGAAAAAUUAUUUUCAAUUCUCGCACAAGUAUAAAAAAAGAAAAAUGCACAAUUCAAAUGCAUUUGAAGCCGUGGAACGCUUCAUGUAAAAUUACGUCUAUUGCUAAUGUUAGUCGCGAGUCUCAAUUAAAAGCAAUAAAUCUUCGUCCGCUUGAAGUUUGUGGCAGAGAAGACGAGAAAAAAAGAGUCAUGAGGAACAAUAGUAAAUUGCUUCAUGUUUUAGUUCAAAAAUUUCAUUCGGAGUCUACAUUAGUAUAUGGAACUGCAGAAAAAAGUUUUGAAAACGAUGAACGUAUGAAUAGAUUAUGUAUUUCUAUAGUGAAUCGUAGGGAUAAAGGUGAAAAAUCACCGUGA